Messenger RNA from Falco peregrinus (peregrine falcon), 1416 nucleotides. RefSeq names its product armadillo repeat containing 7 (gene ARMC7). The record is from RefSeq and is a predicted model, not a curated record. NCBI's taxonomy places the organism in Eukaryota, Metazoa, Chordata, Aves, Falconiformes, Falconidae. Gene Ontology annotation, molecular function: protein binding. Bases 188 to 736 code for a protein of 182 amino acids. The transcript has 3 exons.
CCCCCGCGCCACGCCCACAAGAUGGCGGCGCCCUGCGCUUCCCGCCGCCCGGGGUCCGCCGGGCCGCUGGCUCCCCGCGGGCGUGAGGCAGCCGGGCCGUGAGCACCCACCGCCGGGGCUGCCGGGGGGGCCGGCCUCGGGCAGCUUCCCUGGCACCGGGCGCUGAGCUUGCGGCGCCGCAGGGCGGAUGGAGCUGGGUCGGUUGGAGUACUUGCAGGCCCUCGUCACCGAGUUCCAGGUGACUGACAGCCCAGAGGCCAAGGAGCAGGUACUGGCAAACCUGGCCAACUUCGCCUACGAUCCCAAAAACUAUGAGUACCUCCGGCAGCUCCAGGUCCUGGAUCUGUUCCUCGAUAUGCUCACCGAGGACAAUGAGAGCCUGGUGGAGUUUGCCAUCGGCGGUCUUUGUAACCUGUGCCUCGAUAAAACUAACAAAGACUACAUCUUGGAGGCAAACGGAGUGGAGCCCAUAAUCAACUGCCUCUCCAGUUCCAACGAGGAGACAGUCAUGUCAGCUGUCACAACACUGAUGUACCUGACAACGCCGCAGUCACGCCAGCAGACCACAGCUCUCCCGGUGGUGGAGUGCAUGCUUCGCUUCUCCCUCUCAGCCAGCAGAAGACUAAGCAAUCUGGCAACUGUCUUCCUGGAGGAUUACUGCACGCCUCUGCAAGUGGAAGAGGCCAGGAACCUAAGCAAACACACAGCGGUGGGGAUUCCUCUCCCCAAGGACUGAAGCUGUCAGAACAGCGCGGGUUGAGAGGGAGACCUCCCUCUUUUUUUCCCAGGUCUCUGCUUUCUGCUCAGCAGGUCAAGAGUGUGUCAAGAACAACAUUAGAGAGGGAAAUUGGUCAUACCACUGCUGGAUUUUAGUUAAUAAAGAGGACGGUAUAGCACUACUCUGUCAGUCAGGCCAAGCACGCAGCUAAAACUGCAAGCAAAUAUUUAAAAUAAAACAGGUCAUGGCUGCUGGAGAGGAGGCUGCCAAGUGUAGCCCAGCACCCAGCUUGCACAAAUAACGCUUCCCAGCAAUCAGGGGGGCUUUCUUCCUGGGGUAUUGGGCAGCUUAUAUCCCCUCCAGCUCCUGGCUGGUUUUGCUGCAGCUCUCUACUCUUCAGCAUCAACUCAAAUGACUUUGAAGUGUCACAAACUUUAUUGCUCCUGCAGAAGAAAGGCGGCAUUUCCCUGCCCUGGCAGUUUGCAGUCUUACUUAUCCCUUUGGUACUAAAUAUGCCAUCCUGUCAUCACGGCAUAGGGACCUGGCUAGUAAGUCGCUACACAGAGCAGCUUGUAGCUAUGCGAUGAAUCAGGAAGUGGAAAGCUGGUUUUCUGUCAUUACCACUGGUGAGAAUGGCGGUCUGGCUCAUGAGAACAGCUGUCUUUUAAAACCUUCUCUUAAUAAAACAUUAACUUAAA